ACUAUCAGCAUAUCGUGUUGUUUUCCAAUCGCACCACGGAAUAAUUUAGAGAUUUUAAUGAACAAAGUUACUGCAGUGCAAUAAUGUCCAGCAAUUUCCGCAACACCACGCUCAAUGAGGAACGGGUAUUCAGUAGUGGCCCCGGUUUUCCUAGUCUUUCGACUAGUCAUCCUCCACCGCUGCCACCUAGACCACAGUUUACGGGUGGUGGGGGGGACAUGAUGUACGGAAGCAGAUACGGGUUCGCAGGCCAAUCGGGGAUGCAUGGCUACAGCCCUUAUGGAGGAUACUCCCCAAUGGAUUACUACGGACAUCGAGGAUACGGUGGGUUCAUGGGACAGGGUGGCUACGGUGGCUACGGGAAUCCGGGGACUUUGAACUAUCCAGAGCACAGGUUUAUUCAACUAGCAGAGGAGAGCUCUCGUCCAGCGUUCCAGAUACUUGAAUCGCUAGUCGGAGCGGUCGGCAAUGUUGCCACUAUGCUCGAUUCCACAUUUUUUGCAGUAACCAGCUCAUUCCGUGCAGUGCUGAGUGUGGCAGCAAACUUGGCCCACCUUAAAGGAACAUUUGCUCAAUUCUGGUCAUCGCUGGCUCUAGUACGGGCAGCAGUUUGGUUGUACAAAAAAAUGCUCUAUAAACUCAGAAUUACCAAAACAGAUCCUACGAUGGAGGCAUUCAAGGAAGCGUUCCGCAUUUCUACCACCGCAGAUGGCAGCGCACCGGAUGGCGCGCAGCGAAAACAUUCGUCCUCGUUGCUUGCUGCACUUUUCAUGGGAUUUAUGUUAUCGGUCCCAUACAUACUGAUCAAGCUAUUCGCCCCCAAAAUGAACGAAGACACUGUGUCGGCUGACCCUAAACAGUGGAGCAAUCCGUUGGAAGUGCAAGUGCUGCAUAACUUCGAUGCUUCCAACCCUCAGGAAUUGACAAUCCGCAGUGGACAAAUGCUGCUACUAGCACCAAAGCAAAUUCAACUGGACAGGCAUCUGCUCAAUACUGGGUGGGUGUUGGCCGCUUCAAUGGACCGGAAAAGUUCCGGCAUCAUUCCAUUAAAUUAUGUACAAGCUUUAAAGCAGACAACAGAGACUCUGUAGGAUUCUCUGUGAGCCAUUAGGAUUUGGGUAGUGUUAGGUGGGCACGGAUAGUGUAAGUGAAAAGAAAUAUACUCUGCCACUCAUUA
Molecule: messenger RNA, 1177 nt
Organism: Anopheles aquasalis
Lineage: Eukaryota; Metazoa; Arthropoda; Insecta; Diptera; Culicidae
Gene: Pex13
Product: peroxisomal biogenesis factor 13
Biological process (GO): protein import into peroxisome matrix, docking
Cellular component (GO): peroxisome; peroxisomal importomer complex; peroxisomal membrane
Molecular function (GO): protein binding
Source: RefSeq, a predicted model, not a curated record